This is a messenger RNA of Symbiodinium natans, 396 nucleotides long. NCBI's taxonomy places the organism in Eukaryota, Dinophyceae, Suessiales, Symbiodiniaceae. The record is from the annotation of a GenBank genome assembly.
AUGUCCCCAGCAUAUACCUGGCAGUGGGACAACAUGGUUGGGGGUUGGAGGGGUGAUGAGGAGUUAGUGCAAGGCCAUCCUGGCACCUUCCGGACGAGUCGAAAUAGCCCAAUGUACUACUCCAGCAACGACACCUACCUUCUCUAUGCCCCUUGGCCAGAGAAGCCAGAUGUGGCACAAGAAGCCCCGGAGACUGUGCCCCACCACUCUUACGCUGACAGCGUGACCAGCAGCUUCCACAGUGCGACCACUGUGGCGACGAGCUCCAUGGGAGGUAUCCUGGCAUUCCCGAAGACCCGGCCUAAAGACGAGGCACUGAGGAUGGAUGCUCUAUCCGAACCUACGUUGUCAGGGGCAGACUGGUAUUUUGCUCUGGGGGUUAUGAGAACAAGCUAG